AUGUCAAUUCCAAGUUUUGCUACUUUAUAUUGGGAUGGAGAAAUCAUUAUGGAUGAUGAAGGCUAUGAAUAUUAUGGGGGUUCAUCAACCGUCAUUACUAUUGGUAAACGUAUGAAUUUUGGUACUUUAGGAAUGAAAAUUGUCCGUGGAAUUAAUCUUAAAGGUGGACAUGAAGUUAUAUCGAAAAUCUUAUUCAGACAACCCAUUGAAAAAAAUGGCUCAUUUAAAUGGGAUUGCAUGGGUUUGGCAAACGAUGACGAUGUGAAUAUUAUGUUUAAUUUCAUUGAUGAAAUUGGAGGUAUGUCAUCGAUUGAAUUAUAUAUUGACAUUUUUCGACCAUCUGCAAAUGUUGUUGAUGAAGCGGGCCCAUCAAAUAGUUGUUACACUGAAGCACUUAAGUGUACGGAUGAUUUUGAAUCCGCUAGCAAUGAUUAUUGUCCUGAUGAUGAUGAGGAUGAUGCGGAGUCUGAUGAAGAAUGGAUUGAUAGUGAUGACUGGGACAUGAAUGAGGAUGGUGGUCAUCAUAAUGAGUUAGUAGUAGAUUUGCCUUUUUACUAUAAUACUCAUGUUGCAAACCCAAUAAUGCCGCUUGUCCCUCCUCCGCCUUAUAGUGAAAUAGAUUUUUCAUUGUUAACGGUUGAUCCAUGGUCAACACCACAGUGUAGUUCAAUGUGGGAUCCAUUAAAAGAGUUUGAAUUAGAAAUGAUAUUCUCAUCUAGAGAGGAUGUCCAAAAAGCUGCCAAAGAAUAUCAUUUACAUAGGCACCACGAGUUUUGUAAUGAGGAGACAAAGAGUAGAACAUAUGCCAUCAGGUGCAAAGACACAACGAGCAAUUGUAAGUGGAGAUUGCGUGCCUCACGAGGGAAAGGAAGUGAUAUAUGGAAAAUUACGCGAUAUAGUGGACCACAUACAUGUGUUAAUCCAUCACUGUCACAAGAUCAUAAGCAAUUGGAUAGCAUAUUUAUAUCUGAUUUCAUUCUCGCCAUUGUACGUGAACAACCCAAUGUGAAGAUAGGAGCGUUACAGUCUGAAAUAAAAGAUAAGAUUGGAUAUAUGCCAAGUUAUCGAAAGACCUGGAAGGCUAGGCAUGAUGCAAUUAUUAAGAUCUUUGGUGAUUGGGACGAAUCUUACGGAAGGUUGCGACAAUUUAUGCUUGCUUUGUGCAAACAGAACCCUGAAAGUAUGUUCUUCAUUGAAGAUGAUCCUUUUUUUGUUAAUAAUAGAUUAGAUCCUGCUUAUCGGGUUUUCGAUAGAAUGUUUUGGGCAUAUAAACAAACAAUAGAAGGAUUCAAGAACUGUCGACCGGUUAUAUUCAUAGACUCAACUUUUUUAUAUGGAAAGUACAAAGGAUGUUUAUUUUGUGCAACAACACUUGAUGGUAAUAACCAUAUUUUCCCAAUUGCGUGGGCAAUAGUCGACAGUGAAAAUACAAGGAACUGGGAUUGGUUUAUGUCUUGUUUGAGGGUGUUUGUGACAGAUCGUAAAGGAAUAUGUGUUAUAUCAGAUAGACAUAUUGCCAUAAAAAAGGCAAUGAAUCAAGAUUGGUGGCAGCCUCCUGAUGGGCAUCAUCGAUACUGCUUAAGACAUAUCAUCAGCAAUUACAACACAAACACAACAAUUGGAAAAAAAAAAAUUUAUGAGGCCAUGAACACAAUCAAGAAUGAGCAUCCUGAUACAUUUGAAUGGGCUACAAAGAUACCUUUGGAAAAAUGGACACGUUCUCAUGAUGGAGGGAAACGUUAUGGCUCCAUGACAACUAAUACUGUUGAGUCUGUUAAUGGAAUACUCAAAGGGAUCCGUGCUUUACCCAUAACUGCAAUGGUAGAAAAAAUAUUUUUCCAGUGUGUUGAUUAUUUUGACACACGCUGCACGACCCUCCGUGAGCAACUGCAAAUGGGCUUCAAAUUUACACCAGCAUGUCGUCAAAUAUUACUUGACAAUUUAAAUGAAGCAAACUCAUAUAAUGUCCGAAUCUUUAACCGCGAUUGUGGUGAAUUUGAAGUUUGGAAGGGAAGAUCUGAAACGAAGCAUGUGGUCAAACUUGAUGAAAGGAUAUGCACAUGCAAGAAGUUUGAAGAAAUAUGCAUUCCAUGUUCUCAUGUAAUUGCCGCAUGCCAAGCAAUGUCAAUUAAUUAUGAGCAAACACCAAUGAGUAGCUUAUUUGCUCCAUUUGGCAGACCAUCUAGCAUUGGGCCAUCACAAUAUGCUUCGAGUCAAUUUGGCGGAUAUGGUUCAGAUCAAUACUAUGCACUAUAUCAGUCUGGUGCCUUAGGCCAUAUUCCAUCUGGUGCAGGUCUAUUUGGACACCAUGAACAAGGUGCUAUGCAUUAUACUGCAGGGGGGGAAUCAUCAGGACAACAACAAGGGCAACCUGGCCAACCCCAAGAUGCACAAGGUGAUCCAGAAGAGCAGCAAGAAGGGGGACAACAUCGAGUUCUUCGACCGAGACGACAUAUUCGAAGACCUGGUUGUGGCACAUGA
This is a messenger RNA of Hevea brasiliensis (rubber tree), 2481 nucleotides long. RefSeq lists its product as uncharacterized. The record is from RefSeq and is a predicted model, not a curated record. The transcript is spliced from 2 exons. NCBI's taxonomy places the organism in Eukaryota, Viridiplantae, Streptophyta, Magnoliopsida, Malpighiales, Euphorbiaceae. The coding region runs from base 1 to 2481 and encodes 826 amino acids. Gene Ontology annotation, molecular function: zinc ion binding.